Messenger RNA from Python bivittatus (Burmese python), 3942 nucleotides. RefSeq names its product Rho GTPase activating protein 19 (gene ARHGAP19). Gene Ontology annotation, cellular component: cytoplasm. Lineage: Eukaryota; Metazoa; Chordata; Lepidosauria; Squamata; Pythonidae. Gene Ontology annotation, molecular function: GTPase activator activity. The record is from RefSeq and is a predicted model, not a curated record. Gene Ontology annotation, biological process: regulation of small GTPase mediated signal transduction; signal transduction.
AUGGGAAGGCAAAGCGGCAGAUAUGAGAUGGCGACGGAAUCGACUGGGAGGGGAGGUGAAGGUGGUGAGCGAAUGUAUAGUGAUGCCAUUUGCAGUUUUGUUAUCUGCAAUGAGUCUUCUCUUCAGAGGCAUCAGAUCAUCUUUAAUCCAGACUUCUUUGUGGAGAAGCUGAGACAUGAGAAGCCUGAGGCGUUCACUGAGCUUGUGGUCAGCAAUAUUACCAGAUUGAUUGACUUGCCUGGAACAGAGCUAGCUCAGCUGAUGGGUGAGGAAGAGCCCCAAUUACCUGGUGGAGUUAGCAUUUCCUCAGGUUUUUUCCGUUCCUUGAUGUCUCUUAAACGCAAAGAGAAAGGGGUAGUAUUUGGAGCACCACUGACUGAAGAAGGUAUUGCUCAAAUAUCUCAACUCAUUGAGUAUUUGCAUAAGAAUUUACGGACAGAAGGCUUGUUCCGAGUGCCAGGAAACAGUACUAGGCAACAGAACUUGAAAGAAGCUUUGAACAGUGGGACAGAGAUUGACUUGGAUUCAGGCGAGUUUCAUUCCAAUGAUGUGGCCACUUUGUUGAAGAUGUUCCUGGGAGAAUUACCAGAGCCUUUGUUGACUCACAAACAUUUCCAUGCACACCUUAAAAUUUCAGAUCUGAUGCAGUUUGAUGACAAGGGCAACAAGACCAACAUUCCAGAUAAAGAGCGUCAGAUUGAAGUGCUGCAAUUGCUCUUCUUGAUCUUACCAGCUCCCAAUCGCAGUCUGCUCAAAUUGCUAUUGGAUCUGCUCUAUCAGACAGCCAAAAAACAGGAUAGGAACAAGAUGUCAGCACAUAACCUUGCUCUUAUGUUUGCACCUCAUAUUUUGUGGCCCCGAAAUGUGACUACCAGUGAUCUGCAGGAAAACAUUACCAAACUGAAUAAUGGGAUGGCUUUCAUGAUCAAGCACUCACAAAAACUCUUCAAAGCUCCAGUAUAUAUCCGGGAGUGUGCCAGGCUGCAUUACUUGGACUCCAGAACUCAUGCCUCAAAGGAUGACCUGGAUUUGCCAAUGCCCCUGAGUUUCAAAGACUUUCAGCUUCUGAAAUUCAAAAAGCGAGGGCUCUUAGAUCCUUCUGCCCACCAGGAAGACACACAGCAGCAUACAGAAGAAGCACUGAAAGAGCUUUUCUGCCAUGUUCAUAAUAUGCCAGACUCUGCCAAGAAAAAGAAGCUUAUUCAGCAGUUUCAGAAGCACCCUGAAGCCCUUACUCCUCAGACAGUUAUAUCCACACAGAUUCAGAAACGUGCCCGUACUCGUUCCUUCAGUGGCCUAAUCAAGCGUAAAGUGCUGGGAAGUCAAGUGAUUUUAGACAAAAAGAAAAAUGAUACUGUUACAGAAUCUGCAAGCACUAAGGAUUCAAAGCAUGGCAGUAAGGAGAAUGUCAGCAUGUUGCAGAUACCUGCUUCUUCUCCAGCAAUUAAUGUGAUACGAGCUAAGCUGAAAUCUCUUGAGCACAGGAAAGAGGAUGCCUGCAAACAUACUUGAUUUCGUGGAACUUCAAAACAAGAGUCUUCCACUUGAGCUUCUAUUUGAUGGUGUAUAUGUCCAAUGAGAAUUGCAAACUUGUGGAUAAUAUCUGUUUACUCCAAGCUAUAAGCUAAGUGUCAGGACUCCUAGGUGUCUCUAACUUCACUUACUGGAGCCUGAUCUACAGCUAUGUGCCUUCCAGAAUAACAAGACUUUUUCUUUUAUAAGGACAUUUCUGUCUGCCCAUAUGUUGAUGGACUGGACGAUAUUUGGAGUGUAGCCUGUCCUUGAAGAGAUGCUUGUUUAGUAUUACUUUUGUUCCCAGCUGUUCACCUUUUUGACAACUAUUUGAGACUUGGUUUGCAACCUCUGUCUAUGCUCAUGUCUACUGAUGAUGUUUUGUUUUUAGCGAGGCUAUUUGUAAUGUGUCUUGUUUUUUUAUCUGGCAGUUCCCAUUAGUAUCCACUAUAGUUAAUUCUUGUUUGCAGCUAGGCUCCUCUUAUGAUCUUUGGAAAUUGCAGUUCUGUGGUUAUGACCAGGAUUGGAAGAGGAUUAGUACACUUAACUAUCUCCCAUAGAUUGCUGGGGCCACUCUCAUACCAGUUGUCCAAUCCCUGAGCUAUCCUGACACAUUUUAGAUCAAAGGUAUAGAGAAAUUGUGCUGUUAAUCUCUAGAAAGUGUCUCCCUUUAACAAAAUAUAACAGGCCUCCUUAUUUGAAUUCUACCCACUCUUCUGAAUCAGUUACAUCUUCCUCCUCUCACAGGACUAGUGAUUCCAUUUCUAAAUGUACUUGCCCUGAGAGUGCCACUCUUAUUUUCUCAUCAGUGCUGAGAGAACAUUUUGGAUGAAGCUCCCCCAGCACCACCAUUACAUUUCCAUUGUUUGCAAUCCAGGCUCUGACUCACAUUUUCAGGCAGGGCCAAGGAGCUGACAGUUUAAUGACUAACAAUCUAUUGGAAGAAUGCUAAAAGACAGAGGAGCUUGUUAAUGUGGAAGGCAGCUGACUUGCUCAUUGGGAGGGCGGAAAGGCUGUCAAAUUAAUAAAAGAAAUGUUUCCUUUUUCUUUUGUUGAUAACAGAAAAACACAUGUGGGAGGAGGAUGCACUGAUACAGCAGUGCUGCUGUUUGAGUAAAAAAAAGACCAUAGCAAUAUUGUAACAGCUUGAAAUUGCUAAGUUUCUCCCUGCUCUUGAAGGGUCAGGAAUCAGCAUUGGGCUAGGUGAAUACUUCUGCCAUCUUACCAGAAAACACACUGCUAUCUGAAACUUUCUGUAACAUGAGUUUCAUUACCCCCAAAAAAGAGAAGGCUAUAUGCUAUUUUUUGUUUCAUGCUGAGGUUUUGUUUUUAAAUUUCAGUAGGUUACUUUUGCCAAAAUAGUGAAGGUACAGUAUAUGGAACAAAGCUGGUUUGAUUUUUAAGGAUAGGGUGGAUAUUUGGGUUCUUUAACUAUAAGGACUGAGCUUUUUCUCCUCUUUUAAAGGGGUAGGCUUCUAAAUCUGUAGGACCCUGCCAAAUAAAUGUAUUGCUGAUAUAUACAGGGUGUUCUGUUGCAGGCUACAAAUACAGACACCCCCAAAUCUACUUGUCAGUAAUUUGAGCCAAACAAUAAAAUAGCUGCUAACAUUGUGAGGUCAUAGGUAAGACUGAGAUUAUGCAAAGAAGAGUGAGGUAGGGAAAGCAGCAGAGAGGAACACUCCUUAAGUGUGAAGUUCCCAUUCUUACCUUGAUUUGGUCGCCUUUUGCUACACUGAGAAGAAUCUGACAGGAAGGUGUCCAAAAAUCCAUCAGAAUCUUAGACGCUUUGCUUGAAAGCAAGGCCUUCUUGUGCACCAUAGACAAGUCACUGUCACUGGUAGAUUUUAUGUAACACCAAGCCAUUGUUUGGUGCUACAAGAGCAAGCCCUGCGUUCUUAUACUUAACUAUAAUCCUUCUUAUGUGUUCUGUCUAAAUUAGUGAUUACAUUGUGGCAAACCAUUUUUUUAGUUGUUUGCCAUUCAAACUGGCAAAGUCUAGUUGGUAUCUUCCCCUCCAUAUCAGAAUUGCAAACUUUCUUGGAGGAAAAAAUGCAAACUACACCUCAUCAGUUCAGAUAUAACUGUAAAGUGUAGUCCUCUACAAGCCAUGAGAUAACUAAGCAUAGUGUGCAAGAGGAGGAAGUGGAUGUGCAGCUGAUUGGUUAGUAUGAUAUGUGAACUGUUCUAUCACAUAUGAGGAACCUAUUGUAGACUGCUCCCAAAAGCAUUGCCUAAACGCUUAAAAUAUUAAACUCAUUGGUAAUUCAGAUCUUUGAUCUUAGAAUGGGCAAUUCUAGAACAGAUCUAGAAUAAUUGCCUCCAAGAACUGUUACAUUUUCUUCUUAACCUCAUCUCUUUCACUUACCUAUGCAAUGUAAUAUUGUAAAUUAUACCCUUUUUUUGGUAUAAUGUGUUGCUCUAUCUGCUAAU